Messenger RNA from Cajanus cajan (pigeon pea), 1616 nucleotides. RefSeq names its product protein arginine methyltransferase 6 (gene PRMT6). NCBI's taxonomy places the organism in Eukaryota, Viridiplantae, Streptophyta, Magnoliopsida, Fabales, Fabaceae. Gene Ontology annotation, molecular function: histone methyltransferase activity; protein-arginine N-methyltransferase activity. The record is from RefSeq and is a predicted model, not a curated record. Gene Ontology annotation, biological process: chromatin remodeling; peptidyl-arginine methylation, to asymmetrical-dimethyl arginine.
GUAAGUAGCCGAGGUGAGUUGUGUUGAGAAGGCGGAGUUGGCAGAAGGGUGAGGGAAGAUGUUUCCGAGUGAGAAUCAUAGUAACGGCUAUCAGCAUCUCUCAGCGGGUAUGGGUAUGGGAAUGGGUCACUCUCACAGAGAGCGAGUCCGUCGCGGCACACGCAGGUCACGUGCUUCCCCCUCCGCGCACACCCUUAGGGUUUGCGACAACCAACCGCAACCGCAACCGCAACAACAACACCAUCCACCUCCUUGCACAGACUUCGAUGUCGCAUAUUUCCAUUCCUAUUCUCACCUUGGUAUCCACCAGGAAAUGAUCAAGGAUCGCGUGCGCACUGAAGCUUAUAGGGACGCAAUCAUGCAGCACCAGAGCUUUAUCGCAGGCAAGGUUGUGGUUGAUGUUGGAUGUGGUACAGGAAUCCUUUCUAUAUUUUGUGCCCAGGCUGGUGCAAAGCGGGUGUAUGCAAUUGAUGCCAGUGACAUUGCCCUACAGGCGACUGAAGUUGUGAAAGCAAAUAACUUAUCUGAUGUUGUUAUUGUAUUGCAUGGACGAGUCGAGGAUGUUGAAAUCGAUGAAGAGGUGGAUGUUAUAAUUUCAGAAUGGAUGGGCUAUAUGCUUCUAUAUGAGAGCAUGCUUGGAAGUGUUAUUACUGCUAGAGAUCGUUGGCUCAAACCUGGUGGACUUAUUCUUCCUUCUAGUGCAACGUUGUACAUGGCUCCUGUUACACAUUCAGACAGAUACAGUGACAGUGUUGACUUCUGGCGCAAUGUUUAUGGAAUUGAUAUGUCUGCCAUGGUGUCAUUAGCUAAACAAUGUGCAUUUGAAGAACCUUCCGUGGAGACAAUAACCGGUGAAAAUGUUUUGACAUGGCCACAUGUGGUAAAAUUUAUUGAUAGUUAUUCUGUUACCAUUCGAGAGUUAGAGUCUGUGACAGCCAACUUUAAGUUCAAUUCUAUGAUGCGAGCACCACUACAUGGUUUUGCAUUUUGGUUUGAUGUUGAAUUUAAUGGACAUGCAAUAUCAUCGACCAAUUAUCAUUCGACAACUUCAUUUAUUGACAAUCAUCAGAUGAAUGGUGGUCAGAGAAAAAAAAAGUCAAACUCAAAUGAAGCACUGGUCUUGUCCACUGCACCUGAGGAGCCUCCAACACAUUGGCAACAGACAUUGAUAUACUUCUAUGAUCCUAUAGAUCUGGAACAAGAUCAAGUUAUUGAAGGUUUAGUGAGAUUGUCACAAAGCAAAGAAAAUGCUCGAUUUAUGAACAUUCACCUUGAAUAUACUACAGGUGGUCGAUCGUUUGUGAAAGAGUCUGUAAUGAGAUGAUCUUUUCAUGUAAUUUCUUUCAGAAUUGUCUUUUGUAUCAAUACUGCUUAAUAUUCUUGGACUGCUGCAUAUAUCAUUUCUGACUUCGUUUCUCCUAGAGUACUUGAGAUAGCAAUUAAAUCACUAAUAUCUGCUGGUUAGACUAGAAUGGAACAACUGACGAACUUUUUAGCAUAGAGUUAGGUCAAUCACAUGAAAUUUUGUUGUAAUAUACUUAUAUCAAAUACAUCAAUGAGGCGAAUUAUUGUGGGCAGUGUCGUUUCAAUUUCCUAUAACAUAAUUACAUAUUCUU